ACUGCCACCUGAUAGAAAAGAGCCCCCACUUUCAAGUUUCAAGCUCCUGAAAAACUCACCAUAUAACAAUGGCCUUAUCUUCUCAAAACUCUCUUUCAAUCCUCACUACCUGUCAAUUCUCUUCUAAUUCAUCAAUCCCCAAAGUUGCCACCUUUCACUUGUCUUCCAUACCCAUCGAUAACAACCAAACCCGUCUCUUGACCCUUUCAACCAGUAAAAACUCAAACUUUGAUAAAUGGAGAGCUAAAGUUUCUUUCUUCCCUGCUUUCUUGAAAAAGGGCAAAGAUGCUAAGGUUCUUAAGGAAGAGAUUCUUGAGGCCAUUGCUCCUCUUGAUCGUGGGGCUGAUGCCUCUUUUGAAGACCAGCAGAGAGUUGACGAGAUUGCACGCCAACUUGAAGCAGUUAAUCCAACAAAGGAGCCACUCAAGUCUAAUUUACUAAAUGGGAAAUGGGAGCUUAUUUACACAACUUCACAAUCAAUUUUACAAACCCAGAGGCCCAAAUUCUUAAGAUCUAGAACGAACUACCAAGCAAUUAAUGCAGAUACACUAAGGGCCCAGAAUAUGGAAUCUUUUCCAUUCUUCAACCAGGUGACCGCAGAUUUAACUCCUUUGAAUGCAAAAAAAGUGGCUGUCAAAUUUGACAAAUUCAAAAUUGCAGGUCUGAUACCAAUUAAGGCACCUGGAAGAGCUCGUGGUGAGUUGGAAAUUACAUAUUUGGAUGAAGAACUGCGAAUUUCCAGGGGUGACAAAGGAAACUUGUUCAUCUUGACAAUGGUUGAUCCAUCGUAUCGCGUCCCCAUCUGAUGUCUCAAUCGCAUUGUGGCACUGUAACUGUCUUGCUUGAUCACGGGAAGGAGAAACUUGCUUCAUUUGUUGUAUAAAUAUGUUACAUACAGGAAAUUGUUUUGCUUGUUGGCUAUUUCCUCAGGCCUGCAAGAUUUUGCAUACAAACAUGUGAUGGCUCUUUUUUCUUGUAUCUGUACAUAUAGACUUUAUACAUUCAAAAUACUGUAUUAAGUAAGCAAUAUUGAAGUUAAAAAAUUCAAUUUCUUCAUAU
Messenger RNA from Jatropha curcas, 1059 nucleotides. Its product is annotated as putative plastid-lipid-associated protein 4, chloroplastic. The record is from RefSeq and is a predicted model, not a curated record. Lineage: Eukaryota; Viridiplantae; Streptophyta; Magnoliopsida; Malpighiales; Euphorbiaceae.